ACAACCACCACAUCACUGCAUGAAUCUUCUAUUUUACCAGCCUGUGAUCUAUAAAGCUAGUAGUUCCACAAUUACCGUCAGGACGCAUAUAUUUAAUUCUUGUGAAGGAGUACUCGAUUCUGAUAUACAUGUAUAUACCCCUCAGGUAUCAUGUAUGAAUACAGUGAGCACAACAGCACUUCAAAGAAGGCAAUGUUUUCCUUAAAUGAUACUUCUGCUUUGAUGAGUGUACGAAACGAUGUUCCAGUUUAUCUGGAAGACAACCAUCUCAUUUUUGUUGUUCUUAUAUCUAUUUUUGGAAUACUCGGAAAUGUUCUCACGCUCUCCAAAAUCGUGUUCGACAAGGCAUAUCAUCGCACAGUGUUUUAUGUUAUCGGCUCUAUAAUAUUCACGGAUCUCGUGAACCUGUGUCUGUAUUUGGCUCAUGCGAUCACAGAGAAUAUGAACUUUCAGCUGGGAAAUGUACCAUGCACGGUGUUUUUGAUCGUCUUUUAUGGUGCCACUCAUUCGAGUGCAGCCCACGUGAUAUUGCUGUUCGGACUCCGAAGUUACAUGGUUUCAGAGCCAAUCAAGUUUAACGAGAUCACCAAACGACAGGUAUUUGGUGCAUCAGCAGUGCUGUGGAUUCUGAGUGCCUGUUUUGCCGUUUUGUACUUUUUGCUUCGUUACCAGUCUGGCAUACAGUCUUCGACCUACGUAAUCAUAACUUUCCGGGUCUACCUAAUAGUCAUCCCUACCCUUCUGAUUUUAACUUUCCACGUGAAGAAAAUGCAUAGACUCAAAAGGCGCUCUUUGAGCAAGCACAACGUUGAAACCAAUCUGAUCAAAAUGUCUCUGGUGACAUCUGUCAUUCUCUUUGCCUAUAUGUCCUCGGCCGUUCUGUUUCUGUUGUGUUAUAUUUUGUCUUUGCACAGUUUACGUAACUUGGAAAGAACCUUUCUGGUGGCUGCGCAGUUCGCAUGGUUAUUAAACUCUAUUUUGAGCCCUUUUAUAUAUUUCAUCGCGGCACUGCGCGCUCGUAACUGUUUAAAGCGCUUCUCAACAGCAAUACAAGACAGACUAUGAAACCUGAAUUAUUUCAACCCAGUUUUGAUUUUAAAAAAGAACAAUUAGUAUGAAAAGAACAAUAAAAGAUCACACUUAUGUUGCAACAUCGUAUAAUUUAAUUAAGCGACUUCAAAUGGGUACAGUGUAUUGAAAAUAAAGAAACAUGUAAUACUUAAUACAUUUUUUUAAAGGUACUAGUGUAAAAACCUUUUAAACUAUCUAAUGGCCUUUAAUAUCAAAUAUUAUACAUGAUUACGGUACUAUAUAUAGUAUAAAACUCGUCCACCAAGAUUUGAUAGAUUCCUGCACAAACUUCCGGUAUAGGGCCCCUACACGUAAUCUGUGAGCCCGUCCCAUGACCUUUUAAACUUCGUUUACGAUCCAUACAAUGACCAGUAACAUAUAUAAUAAUUAUAAUUACAACACUUAUUUUUUAAAAAUUACUAUUUUACAAAUCCUUUAUAAAUGGACGAGUCAAAAUUCGUCUCCUGUCAAAAGCCCUAAGAGUAUGCUGAAUUUUUUGCAGUUCAUACGUAAACAUUUUUUUUUAACAAUAGGAAUAAUAAAACAAAAUGAUGGGUGUGAAAUAGCCUAAUGGUUAUGAAAUCUACCGCAUGAAGUUGAAGCUGACGUAAUUUUCUUUGUUGCUGUGAAUUAUUCAAUAUUUUAACGAAUGUUGGAAUGUUUUAAUGAAAUACUGAGUAUUGUAGAUCUAUAAUAAGAUUAAUAUUUUUAUGACGCAUUGCACUUUUACAGAUUAUGUAAUAGAUGUAGGUAUAAAGAAAUAUCAUUUUAUUAAGAAAACCUGCAAUAUAUGUUUUGUUUUUGUAAAUCAUGCUGAUAUCUUUAUUUCCCCACUAAUGAAAAAAUGCAAGUGUCCCUAUCUCCCAUUAAAAACAAAACGACAUGCCAACCUUCCGAAGGGAUUAAAGUGUUAGAUGUGCAUUAUUUUUCUGAUCAUCGGAGGAAUUCGGAAAUACAAGAUUAGUGUAAACUUGAUUAUAAUUGAUUGUUUGUCUGAACAUAUGAUGAAUUAUUACUGUGUUUAUCAUGGUUAUCUUUCAAAACUUUUAGUAAGUGUGAAUCCGAAGUGGGAGAUAUGGAUUGUUAUGGGUAUAGUGAUGUGACGUUGUACAUAUGUAUGCAUGAUAAAAAUGUAUUUUUGACGAUCAAUAUUUCUGCCAAUUUCUGCAUUUACGAUUUGCUAUUAUAACAGAUAAAAAUGUAUUUUUGACGAUCAAUAUUUCUGCCAAUUUCUGCAUUUACGAUUUGCUACUAUAAAAAAAAAACCAGGAACCAUGCCCGUUU
Messenger RNA from Magallana angulata, 2355 nucleotides. RefSeq lists its product as uncharacterized. Gene Ontology annotation, molecular function: G protein-coupled serotonin receptor activity; neurotransmitter receptor activity. Bases 151 to 1065 code for a protein of 304 amino acids. The transcript is spliced from 2 exons. Gene Ontology annotation, cellular component: dendrite; membrane. Lineage: Eukaryota; Metazoa; Mollusca; Bivalvia; Ostreida; Ostreidae. The record is from RefSeq and is a predicted model, not a curated record. Gene Ontology annotation, biological process: G protein-coupled receptor signaling pathway, coupled to cyclic nucleotide second messenger; chemical synaptic transmission.